AUGGCUCUUAUCAUUAGUGCUGCAGAAUUUCCAAGACCGCAUCACCUCCGUUCCUCCGCAACUCUCUCCGCAUGCCUCAAUCUCUCCCCUCCCUCCCUCUGCCUUCUCUUCCUCCCUGCGCCUCUUUCAUCGCUCAGCGUGGACCACGACCCCAACCGCUACCCGUCGCGCAUCGCCAUGGCCGAGUGCCUCUGCACGGGCUGCGUGGAGCCGAGCGCCGGGGCGUUCGAGCGCUCCCUCGUCUCCGUGCCCGUCGUGUACCGCAUGCGCGCCCUCUACCGGCGGGCCUGCGACCCCGCGUCGCGCCUCUACGACUACGAGCGCCGCUGGGUGGACGUGCCGCUCGCCUGCACCUGCGUCGUCGCCAAGAUAGCCCCGGAGCUGCCGGCGUCUUAGACCUGCCGAAGAAACCUGCCUGUUGCCUUCACCCUACCAGGGACCACCGGUUGCCUUCACCCUACCAGGGACCACCGGUUGUCUUAACCCUACCAGGGACCACCGGUUGUCUUAACCCUACCAGAGACAACCGGUUGUCUUAACCCUACCAGAGAACCACCGGUUGUCUUAACCCUACCAGAGAACCACCGGUUGUCUUAACCCUACCAGAGAACCACCGGUUGUCUUAACCCUACCAGAGACAACCGGUUGUCUUAACCCUACCAGAGAACCACCAGUUGUCUUAGCCCUACCAGGGACCACCGGUUGCCUUCACCCUACCAGGGACCACCGGUUGUCUUAGCCCUACCAGAGAACCACCGGUUGUCUUAAGCCUACCAGAGACCACCGGUUGUCUUAACCCUACCAGGGACCACCGGUUGUCUUAAGCCUACAAGAGACCACCGGUUGUCUUAACCCUACCAGAGAAACACCGGUUGUCUUAGCCCUACCAGAGAACCACCGGUUGUCUUAGCCCUACCAGAGACUACCGGUUGUCUUAGCCCUACCAGAGACCACCGGUUGUCUUAACCCUACCAGAGACCACCGGUUGUCUUAGCCCUACCAGAGAACCACCGGUUGUCUUAGCCCUACCAGAGACCACCGGUUGUCUUAGCCCUACCAGAGAACCACCGGUUGUCUUAACCCUACCAGAGAACCACCGGUUGUCUUAGCCCUACCAGAGACCACCGGUUGUCUUAGCCCUACCAGAGACCACCGGUUGUCUUAGCCCUACC
This is a messenger RNA of Petromyzon marinus (sea lamprey), 1172 nucleotides long. Its product is annotated as interleukin-17C-like. The record is from RefSeq and is a predicted model, not a curated record. Gene Ontology annotation, cellular component: extracellular region. Gene Ontology annotation, molecular function: cytokine activity. NCBI's taxonomy places the organism in Eukaryota, Metazoa, Chordata, Hyperoartia, Petromyzontiformes, Petromyzontidae.